Molecule: messenger RNA, 747 nt
Organism: Pediculus humanus corporis (human body louse)
Lineage: Eukaryota; Metazoa; Arthropoda; Insecta; Psocodea; Pediculidae
Product: U3 small nucleolar ribonucleoprotein imp4, putative
Exons: 2
Coding region: 1-747 (248 amino acids)
Biological process (GO): maturation of 5.8S rRNA; maturation of LSU-rRNA
Cellular component (GO): nucleolus; preribosome, large subunit precursor
Molecular function (GO): rRNA primary transcript binding
Source: RefSeq, a predicted model, not a curated record
AUGAGAAUUAAAACUGAGACUAUGGUUGGCGAUUUAGAAGAUGAAAAUAAUGUUGAAAUAGCGUGCGAUAUUAAAAACGAUGAGUACAGUAGUUAUUUUGAAAAAAGUUACGUUCCAAAAGUAUUGAUAACAACAUCCGAUAAUCCUCUAUCGAAAACGAGAAGGUUUUGCAAAGAAUUGACAAGGAUUUUACCAAAUUCGAUAGCAAAAUACAGGCAUAGAAUGAGUGUUAAGAAAAUGGUUAAAGCCGCUACUGAAAGAAAUUUUUCCGAUAUAAUAAUAGUAAAUGAAGAUCAAAAGCAACCGAAUGGUUUAUUAUUGAUUCAUUUACCAGAUGGGCCCACGGCUCAUUUUAGAUUGUCUAAUGUGAGACUUUCCAACGAAUUAGGAAAACAUUACAAACAAAUUUCUAAACAUAGGCCUGAAGUUAUACUAAAUAACUUUAAUACAAGAUUAGGUUAUUCAAUAUCGAGAAUGUUGGCAGCUUUAUUUCACUAUGAGCCUGAAUUCAAAGGUAGAAGAUGUGUUACAUUUCAUAAUCAAAGAGAUUACAUUUUUUUCAGACAUCAUAGAUAUAUGUUCACAGAAAAUGCUAAACCCAGGUUAAUGGAAUUAGGACCUAGAUUUACAUUAAAAUUAAGAUCUUUACAAUUAGGUACGUUUGAUUCUAAAACGGGGGAAUAUGAAUGGAUUAUUCAAGGUAGAAGACAUGAAAUGGAAACUAGUCGAAGAAAAUUCUUUUUGUAA